This is a messenger RNA of Tarenaya hassleriana, 3174 nucleotides long. RefSeq lists its product as uncharacterized. Bases 403 to 2892 code for a protein of 829 amino acids. The record is from RefSeq and is a predicted model, not a curated record. Lineage: Eukaryota; Viridiplantae; Streptophyta; Magnoliopsida; Brassicales; Cleomaceae. The transcript has 12 exons.
GAUUCUCUCUCAAAGGGGUGGUGUAUUUUUUUUUUCUUUAAAGAAAAGACACCGAAAACCAAAAGCUUCUUCCUUUUUUUUUUUCUCCUUAUUUUCUUUAUUUGGUGUCACGACGUCAAAUCUUUAGUUUGGCUCUCUGCUAUAUUUCUGGCUGUAUAUGCGAUGUUUCCCUUUUUCUUGAGCAGAGAAGAUCGCUUUCAGAAGCCCUGAUUUGCUCCUAUGGUGUGAAAGAAGACAAUUGAAGGUUUUGGAGUGUAGUUCUUGUGAUUCAUAAAUCCGUGGAAUGGCUGUUCUGUUCGUGUUUUGAACAAUCUGGUGUCUGCUUCUUCCUCUUCUGUCUGUAAACAAAGCUCAUUCUGACAUUCUCGUUCUCUCUCGUAUUGAUACGGGAAAUUCUGGGAGAUGGGAUUCGGAGAAAACGAGGUCAAGGAAAUGCAGGGACAGAGACACAAGCGUUCGAAGAGUUUUCCUGAGAAGCAAAGGCUUGGAGGAGAUAACAUCGGUAGCUCUCCAGAUGCUUCUCAACGCCUCAAGCUUGACCUCCAAAACUCUAAUGAAUCUUCAAAAACCAAGAAGAAACUAUCGCCAAAGGUGAAGGGCCAUAGUCCUUUGAAGCAAGAGAUUCUAGAGCUUGAGAACAGAUUACAGAACCAGUUUGAUGUCCGUCGUGCUUUGGAGAAGGCAUUGGGUUAUAGAACAUCUUCUCAAGACGGCAAUGCAAAUGCCAUCUCCUCUCCAAAGCCUGCUCCAGAAUUAAUCAAGGAGAUUGCUGUUUUGGAAUUAGAAGUUUCCCAUUUGGAACAGUAUCUCCUUUCCCUAUACCGCAAAGCGUUUGAUCAACAAAUAUCAUCUGUAUCUCCAACAUCAAAGCAACAGAGCUCGUGUUCACCAAAAUCUACCCUCGGAGGAAAACGACUAGAUUUCUCAAGAACUGAUGUAACCCCGAAACACGAAACUUCAACACUCGAGUCUCGGUGCUUCUCUUUUGACAACAGGCUCAAGGGUCCUUUUUCUGUCGAGAAGGAACUAGGUUCAAAUGUCCGUCGAUGCCAAUCCUCGCUUAAUCAGCGCUCCACCUUCAUUAACAGAAUCUCUCCACCAGAAGAAUGUCUUCUUGAUUGCCACUCCCAACCAUUGUCCAUAAAGGAGGUAUCUUUUGACAACAGGCUCAAGGGUCCUUCUUCUGUCGAGAAGGAACUAGAUUCAAAUGUCCGUCGAUGCCAAUCCUCGCUUAAUCAGCGCUCCACCUUCAUUAACAGAAUCUCUCCACCAGAAGAAUGUCUUCUUGAUUGCCACUCCCAACCAUUGUCCAUAAAGGAGGUAUCUUUUGACAACAGGCUCAAGGGUCCUUCUUCUGUCGAGAAGGAACUAGAUUCAAAUGUCCGUCGAUGCCAAUCCUCGCUUAAUCAGCGCUCCACCUUCAUUAACAGAAUCUCCCCACCAGAAGAAUGUCUUCUUGAUUGCCACUCCCAACCAUUGUCCAUAAAGGAGGUAUCUUUUGACAACAGGCUCAAGGGUCCUUCUUCUGUCGAGAAGGAACUAGAUUCAAAUGUCCGUCGAUGCCAAUCCUCGCUUAAUCAGCGCUCCACCUUCAUUAACAGAAUCUCCCCACCAGAAGAAUGUCUUCUUGAUUGCCACUCCCAACCAUUGUCCAUAAAGGAGGUAUCUUUUGACAACAGGCUCAAGGGUCCUUCUUCUGUCGAGAAGGAACUAGAUUCAAAUGUCCGUCGAUGCCAAUCCUCGCUUAAUCAGCGCUCCACCUUCAUUAACAGAAUCUCUCUGCCAGAAGAAUGUUUUCUUGAUUGCCACUCCCAACCAUUGUCCAUAAAGGAGUACAUGCAAAAUGAAUCAAGUAUGAUCAGUCUUGCUGAUCACCUGGGAACCCAGAUAUCUGAUCACGUGCCCGUAACGCCGAACAAAUUAUCAGAGGAUAUGAUCAAGUGUGUGUCAACUAUAUAUUGCAAGCUUGCAGACCCACCCAUGAUAAAUCCCGGCCUUUCAUCUCCAAGUUCAUCCCCGUCAUCAAGCGAGUUUUCUCCUCAUGAGCAGUAUGAUAUGUGGAGUCCAAGCUUUAGAAAACACCCGUCCUUUGAUGUGCGUUCAGAUAAUCAAUUUGAAUUCAGCGGUCCUUACAGUUCAAUGGUUGAAGUAUUGCACAUUUACCGCAACCGCAAGAAAGGACGUGACCUUGAACUGAUGCUUCGGAAUUUUAGCGUGCUUAUUAGCAAACUGGAAGAUAUUGAUCCGAGAAAGUUGACACAUCAGGAGAAACUUGCCUUUUGGAUUAAUGUACACAACGCUCUUGUCAUGCACACAUUUCUGGCUUACGGGAUUCCACAAAACAAUGGGAAGAGGUUUUUGCUACUCUCUAAGCCUGCAUACAACAUAGGAGGACGCAUGAUGAGUGUUGAAACAAUACAAAAUUCUAUCCUUUGCAGCCGGUUGCCUCGUCCUGGACAGUGGCUCAGGCUAUUGCUCACUCCAAGAAAAUUUAGAACCCGUGAUGAGCUGCAAGGGUUUUCCCUUGACCACCCUGAGCCUCUCUUGUACUUUGCUCUCUGCUCAGGCAGUCACUCUGAUCCUGCAGUACGCAUUUAUACGCCCAAAAGGGUAUACCAAGAGCUAGAAACCGCGAAAGAAGAGUACAUCCGAGCCACAUUUGGGGUAAGAAAAGACCAGAAAAUACUCUUACCGAAGAUAAUUGAGUCGUUCAUCAAAGACUCGGGUUUAAGCCAAGUGGCGCUGAUGGAGAUGAUCCAAGAAUGUCUUCCCGGAACAUGGAGGAAAACCAUCAAGAAACUCGUCUCGGGAAAACCCCGAAAGAGCAUCCUCGAGUGGACUCCUCACAAUUUUGGUUUCCGGUAUCUGAUAGCCAAAGAACUCAUCCGAUGAUACAUCUAGUGAUGGUAUUCCGUGUGGUUCAUAUAUAUAUAUAUAUGUAUGGAUCUGUGUAUGCAUGUAUGUAUUCUUAGUAUUGGCUUUAAUUCUUUGUUGUAUCCGAGCGAUCGUGUGUAAUGCAUGAAAAAAAAAAAGCAGAUAGGAAUAUGUAAGGUAGAAAGAGAGUAGAACUGCGUGCUGUUUUUUGGUCUCUAAUCCGGAGUGGUGUUUGGCUUGGGAAGUUUGAAUUAGAGAGAAACAGUGUUCUGUAGUAAUGUACAUGUCAUUGUCAAUUCA